Messenger RNA from Branchiostoma belcheri (Belcher's lancelet), 1172 nucleotides. RefSeq lists its product as uncharacterized. The transcript is spliced from 3 exons. Bases 361 to 633 code for a protein of 90 amino acids. The record is from RefSeq and is a predicted model, not a curated record. NCBI's taxonomy places the organism in Eukaryota, Metazoa, Chordata, Leptocardii, Amphioxiformes, Branchiostomatidae.
UUACUCCUGUCGGACCAAAAAGAACCAGCUGCCAACUUCAUUUCCUGCCGCGUCACUCAUGCCCCUUUGAGGCUCUCCGUGGCGGCGAGCAAACAAAAGUGUCUCCAGCGUCGAAGGUUGAUUGACGUCCGAACUUCAGAUACAGUAUUUAAGCCCUUAUCCCGUACACUUCGACAGGAGAUUGGCGAGCGGAGGCAGGGACUUAGUGUUGUACCAGCGACGGGACUUUCAAGUUUUCUCUUGAACAGUGUCUAUUUCCGAGAAGCUACCAGCCGACGCCUGUCCACCAGGAAAUCUUGCAUAAAGGUUCGUUCCGAGUAGAACUCAUCGGGGAACAAACAAGAUUCAGGAAUCCCAAGAAUGUCAGUGAGACUACCCGCUCUUCUUGCCGCCCUGUUGUUGGCACAGAUCCUGUGUGCCCGAGCCUUCACCUACACGCACACCUGGGGCCGCAAGCGUGCAGAGUCCUCGGAGCUCCUCACACCGGAGGCUGCCGCAGACAGUAUCCCUGCAGCGGAGGUUUACGACCAAAGUGAAGGGUCAAAGGUCACGAAAGAAGACUUCAAGAUGGCGGUUCGCACCCUGUUCCGGGUCCUGGGAGACUACCUCCAGAAAAGGACCAAUCAGAACUGACCUACCAUCCAGCACCAGACCUGAUGUGAAGAAAGCAAACAGAGGCUGGAACUAGACGAUGAUGUUGUUUAUGAUGUUGUUAUCUAUUUCUUUUUUGCAAAAAAAGUGCGUAUUGAGCGGAUAGUUACAGCAAAUACAUCACGUUUACAACAUUGUAUGUUCAAAAUUCCCAUACGUUCCAAGGAGGGUACAGUUUUGCCGUACCAUGUGGCCGCCUUUGGCGUUUUUCUGAAAUAUUCAAGCGGCGGUUUAAAGAAUCUGAAUGACGUUAACAUAUUGCAAUUGUGUUGAAAGAAGUUAAAAUCCACACGCUCAGUCACUUCUGUAAAGUUCUGUAAUACGCAGCUGCAUUUUAAAGCGUCUCAACUUGAAUAGUUUGCAAACAAUACUAAAUAAAGGACUUUAGAUUGCUGGGUCUAAGUGCCAGGAAAGGAGAUUAUUGGGUAUCAGUACUAGGUGCAGGUAUUGGGCCUGAUUCAUCCAGGCAGUCCAUGCGACGGAAACCUGGUGUCAUAUUAGUGAAUAAAACACACAUUGUU